This is a messenger RNA of Haemonchus placei, 1932 nucleotides long. Lineage: Eukaryota; Metazoa; Nematoda; Chromadorea; Rhabditida; Trichostrongylidae. The record is from the annotation of a GenBank genome assembly.
AUGAAGGUCUCCUCUUUUAUGGAGCACAUUGAUCGGCUGAAGGAGGAGUUUACCUUCAUGCACAACCAACUACAACAACAAAGAAAUGAGUUGGAGAAAUUAAAUGCAGAGAAGGAAAAUAUGCAACGUCACUAUAUGCUAUAUUAUGAAUUUCAAUGUGGUAUGAAUAUCGAAAUACAGAAACAAAGUGAAUUAUGUAAACGGUAUACUGCCAUAAUUACACAGCUUCUUCCCUUCCUACCACCUGAACAUGCCCAGCAAGCAAUGAAUGCAAUGGAACGUGCUAAACAAAUAUCUACCCAAGAAGUCGGCCAGUUGAUGCAAUCAAAUGCACAUUCACAACAAAUGGCAGCAAUGAUGCCUGCAAUGGCUGGAUUGCCUGGUGCAUUAGGUAUGCCACCUGUGGGAUUCCAACAAGCAUUAGCUGCAGCGGCAAUGGGAGCUACACAUCGUGUUCCUGAGGCUACCUCAUCUGCUGUUCAUUCCGAACGACAUGAACAAGCACCAAGCAGGCAAUCCAGUUCCCGUCCUCGGUCUAUUUCACCGAAUGGAUCGACUUCAAAACGGAUGAAGGUCGAUGAAGACGCCGAUGGAGACGGCGAGUUAGAAAUUGAUGUACAGAAUGACGAUGCAGGUGGUGCAGGACAUUCAAAUGGAACCAGUAGUGCGCCCCCGUCAUCCCUCAAAGCCCCUAAAGCGGAUGGUCGAGAUUCAACUAACAGUGUAGCCUCUAGCGGUGCAAGUACUCCCGGUCCAAAACCACGAAAUCCCUUGGAGCAAAUGGGCUUGCCGGGUGGAGUAUUCGGUAACUUAGGCAUGAAUAUGAAUCCUCUUGCUGCAGCAUUUAGUCGAGGCGGCUUGCCUCCGAUAUUUGACCAACAUGCGCAGGCCCGGAUGGCUGCUGGAAUGGGGAUUGGUGGUCCUGGUGGUCUCCUUAACGGGAAACCUGCCUAUUCCUUCCGCACCGUUGACGGUGGUGUUUUACAGCCGACAGUGUUUCCAAGUGAUGCGUUUAAUGCACCAGGAAUUCCGAAGAGUGUCUCGCGAAAGUUCGAGUUACCGCAUGGAGAGGUUGUGUGUGCAGUUACGAUUGCGAAAGACAACCGAAGUGUAUAUACUGGAGGAAAAGGUUGUGUUAAAAUAUGGGAUAUUGCCCGUACUCCAGAAACUUUACGAACACCUGUAUCAACGUUAGAAUGUCUACAGGGUAACUAUAUUCGGUCAUGCAAACUCACUGCUGACAGUUCAAGUCUAAUUGUCGGUGGUGAAGCAAACAUAAUCACGAUAUGGGAUCUGCAGACGGGAACGAUUCGUACAGAAUUGGACAGUGAAUCACAAGCAUGUUAUGCUCUGGCGUUAUCGCAAGAUCACAAACUUCUAUUUGCAUGUUGUGCUGAUGGAAAUAUUGUGGUAUGGGAUGUUGAAUCCAAAACCAAGGUCACUUCACUCCCGGGACAUCAAGAAGGGGCUUCGUGCAUUGAUCUUUCGUCAGACGGUAGCAAAUUAUGGACUGGUGGUCUCGAUAACACCGUACGCACGUGGGAUCUACGGGAACGACGGCAAUUGAGUCAAUUCGACUUCCCGAGUCAGAUCUUCAGCCUGGGAUGUUGUCCAACAGAAGAUUGGGUUGCGGUAGGCAUGGAGAACAACAAUGUGGAGGUGUUGAACACAACUCGCACAGAGAAAUAUCAAUUACAUCAACAUGAAUCAUGCGUCCUGUCGCUAAAAUUUGCUCACUCUGGUCGAUGGUUCGUCUCGACGGGGAAGGACAACGUGUUGAAUGCAUGGAGAACGCCAUACGGAGCAUCGUUGUUACAAGCGAAGGAAUCGUCGUCGGUGUUAUCCUGUGAUAUAGCCAGUGACGACUCCCUGAUUGUAACAGGAUCAGGCGAGAAGAAGGCGACUGUGUAUGAAGUGACCACAUACACGUGA